AAAGUUGUUGCUUGCAUAUUUCACGGGAGCGCCAUCACCACUACAAUUUUUCGACUUGCAUACCGGUUGCAUACAUCCAGAUUCUGGUGGGAAGAUGCGUGGGCUGCAGUUUCUCUUGUGUUUGAUGUCAUCUGCCUGUUCGGAGUAUGGGCUGAAGGACCUCGCUUUAACGACGAUCCUCGCGUUUAUACGACCAUGUUCUGGCUACUCCCGAUCGCUUUCACCUCUGUUUUAUGGGCGGCGAGGAUGAGUAUCAUGUAUUCCAUUCUGCGCGUCGCAGAUCCGCGAAAUACACUUCGGCGGAUUGUGUAUGGCAUCAUAAGCUGCUUUGCGGUCAUGUGGACAGGCUUGGUUGUUCAGAAGCUGCUCGAUUGCGUGUACCACGCAUGUGGCAUGGGAUCCGACGUCGCUAUUUCAGACCUCAUCACCGAUGCGGUAUCUGACCUAAUGCUGGUCAUCAUGCCUACGUAUCUCUUACGAGAUGUCAGGCUUACUCACCAUCAGCGAAUUCUUGUCACUUCAGUCUUUUGCGCGUCUUUGUUGAGCACCGCCAUUUCAAUUCCCCUUUCCAUUCUCCUUUUAGUGCAUCCGGUUUCGAAGGCUGCAAUGACAAUCGCGCAUGCCAAGCCAGCAACCUCGCUAGUGAUCGCAAAUCUACUUGUUAUAGUCUCCUUUGUGUACCGC
Suillus clintonianus is the source of this 684-nucleotide messenger RNA. RefSeq lists its product as uncharacterized. The record is from RefSeq and is a predicted model, not a curated record. Lineage: Eukaryota; Fungi; Basidiomycota; Agaricomycetes; Boletales; Suillaceae. The annotation marks the transcript as partial. The transcript is spliced from 5 exons.